AGCGAUGUUGGCGAGAGCAGCGUCGUUCGCCGGUCGGGUCUCGUCGCUGCGGCUCGUCGCUGCGGCGCCGCUCGCGCCGGUGGGCCAGGUGCGGCAUGCGGGCAAGAAGGCGGGCGGCACUGGCGGCGUGACGCGCUCCUCCAACCCCAAGUACCUCGGCGUCAAGGUGCUCGGUGACCAGGAGUGCAAGGCGGGGAGUGUCCUCGUGCGGCAGCGCGGCAUGCGGUUUGUGCCGGGGGAGAACGUCGGGCGCGGGCGCGAUGACACGCUAUUCGCACUGACGGCCGGCUUCGUCGAGUUCCAAAAGGUCUGGUUCCCCAAGCGACGCCACUUUGUGCAUGUCCGGCAGGGAGACCAAGCCGAUGUGCUUGCGCGAAUCGAUGCUCGGAGGCAGCGACGCGAGAGAGAAAAGAUGUCACGCCGGCAGGCGACAUGGGACUUUGGCGGCCAGGAGGUCGCCGGGGGGGUGUCACGAGGGGGCGGCUAGGAGUGAGGCGAGAUGUGCGAAGAAGACCGCCGGUCUCUGGGGGCCGGCCGCGCCGCACCAGGUCGCAGAUCGGGACGAUGUGGGGGUGGUCGGUUGUGUAUUGGGGGGUCGCGGAGCUAAGCGACGCAAAAUACCGGGCGCUACUCGUACUCUCUGUCUGCAAAACAUAUUU
Molecule: messenger RNA, 659 nt
Organism: Emiliania huxleyi CCMP1516
Lineage: Eukaryota; Haptophyta; Isochrysidales; Noelaerhabdaceae
Exons: 2
Coding region: 5-487 (160 amino acids)
Biological process (GO): translation
Cellular component (GO): ribosome
Molecular function (GO): structural constituent of ribosome
Source: RefSeq, a predicted model, not a curated record